CCUCCUGCGACGCCAGCCCUGCGCAUGGGCGGACGUCUUCUCAGCUCUGCCUGACACCGGCCUUCAGUUGCCGCCGUUGGUGAGAAACAUCGCGAAGGCCCCGAGCAGAGCGCUACCUGAGCUCCGCUGUCACCGAUAUGUCUGAUGAAAAAGAUUCCCUGCGGGGAGACGAAGAGAAAGGAGAGGAGCCGGUGGUGCGUGCCAUCCCUAGCAGUGCCAUUCCCGGCAGUGCCAUCCCCAGCAGUGCGUUCUCUCUGAAGCAGGCCGAGGAGGUGGACCCCCUGAAGCUGGAAGUGGCGAUGGGGGCUGACGGCUUCUCUGACAGCUGCUCCGAGGACUGCUCCGACGACCUCAGCUGUGCGGCAGCCCACAUAGAUCCAAAUCUCCUAUUGCUUGUGGCUGACGAGGAGAAAUGCCGGAAUAUCCGCAGGCAGUACCGGCAGCUCAUCUAUAACGUCCAGCAGAACCGGGAAGACAUCGUGAACACGGCGAGCGACUCAUUAACCGAGGCUCUGGAGGAAGCCAAUGUCCUGUUUGAUGGAGUGAGCCGAACAAGGGAAGCAGCUCUCGAUGCCCAGUUUCUUGUUUUGGCUUCUGAUUUGGGUAAAGAAAAAGCAAAGCAGCUGAACUCUGAUAUGAGCUUUUUUAAUCAAGUAGCAUUUUGUGAUUUUCUGUUUAUUUUUGUGGGUCUGAACUGGAUGGAAGAUGAUGAACAUGAUGCGUUGAAUGGUUGUGAUGAUAACAUAGUUCUUUCCUUCUGGGAGACAGUACAUAAGGAAGCAACAUCCUGGAUAUCGCAAGCUGAAACAUUCCACUUUCUUUUUGGUUCAUUCAAGUCAGAGUCUUCUGCACCGAAGCGGCGACCUGGACACCAUAAAAAAGCUCCCAGGGUGGAGGAAAACGUGGAUAUGCCUACAAAGCUGAGGAGGCUGGACCUGAGUAGCAAUCAAGAAGGGACAGAAAAAGAAGUAGAAAGAAUCUUGGGGUUGUUGCAAACGUAUUUUCGAAAGUAUCCUGACACUCCCGUAUCCUAUUUUGAGUUUGUGAUUGAUCCAAAUUCUUUUUCUCGUACUGUGGAGAAUAUAUUCUAUGUUUCUUUCAUUAUAAGGGAUGGUUUUGCAAGAAUAAGGCUUGAUCAAGACAGGCUGCCAAUAUUAGAGCCCAUUAAUGUUAACCAAGUGGGUGAGGAAAAUGAUCCCAGUUCCCAUGGCAGGAAACAAGGAGUUAUAUCUUUGAGUUUACAGGACUGGAAAAAUAUUGUGGCGACUUUUGAAAUUUCAGAGGCUAUGAUUAAAAGCUCUUACUAAACAUUUUUGUUCUUAGUAUAGGGUGCAUUUUGUGGCUUUUCUAAAGUAUCAUCUCAAAAUAGAGUGUAAAACCUAAAUAGAAGCCCAUAUUGUAUCUCUUGUAAAGUGAGAAAAUAUUUUCAAGAACAUCAGAAAUUGUCUUACUGUGCAGUGUAUUUUUCUUGGUAGUUUAUAAAGUUGUCAUGAUCUGUUAUUUAAAAACAAUCACUGGCAUGUUCAUGGAAAUUUUUUUGAAUGUCCUUUAAGACUUUAUUAAUAAAAUUCAGUUCCAAAUUUCAUAAAUUAAAAGGUAUGUUAUAAUUUGCAAAAAAAAAGUAUCAGUUAUGCUCUGUGAUACUGUAUUCCUCUGUUACAGGGAAUAAAGAGAAUCCCAUAUGGGAUUCCUAAUCAGGUUGGGGAAAGAGUGGGUAAAAAAAAUGCUAAAUUAAAGAAAGACUAUCUAUAGGGCAGUGAAUGUGCAAUGUUAACACUUACACACACACACACACACACACACAAACAGGUGCUUUGCUUCAUUGCUAGGAAGACUCAGUAAGAUUAAUUAGUGGGUAUCCACAUUCUAAAUAAUUCUCCUGUGAUUAGUUCAAAAGAAAUAUAGUAUCUACUAUAGUAGAUGAGGUGUCAACUAAGUGCUGAAACGUGAGUAGGAGUUGGUCACAGAUAGGAACGGUAUACUGGACAUGGAGGCAAAUAUAGGGAAUUGUGAGAGGUUUAUGGCAUUAGAAAACCAUAAGAUCUUUAUUCCAGUUGAAUGUUAAAUUGGGCAAAAAUGAAUUACCUUUUCUGUUAGUAUUCUCAGAGGUAGAAGAUACUUUUGUUAGAUUAUUUCAAACAAAAUCUUUUAACAUCUAGUUCUAGUCUUUAUCUGCUUGGUUAAUUUCUUCUUUGACUCCUAGUUUUUCUUUGUAAUUUCUGCUAGUACACCGUGUGUCCUUCAGAAAUCAGUGAUGUUUCAUUAUGUAACAACAGCCUUGAAUAUCUGUUCUCAGUUCAAUUGUGCAUUUCUUAAUAGGGCUUUCAAUGCCUAGAACUGCCCCUGUUUCAACUGAAAUAAUUGAUUAAUUUAUUCAUAAAGCCAUAAAUGCUCCUUUUUCUUUUUAAAACAUAAACUAAUGCCUUAUUUGGAGGUUAUUCCUGAAAAUUUGGGUUUGUAAGAAAGCAGUUUUAAAGGUGCAGUGAGCAUGCCUAUAAGCUUCUUUUCUUGAUCCCUAUAGGAAUUUAAUCUUUGGUACUGGUGGAUUUUGCCAUUAAACAUUAUUUGGCAGGUGGAUACAUAUUUUGCAUAGCAAUAAUGAUGAAUUUUCCUAUUAAGUCUAGUGUGGUAUGGAGAGGGGAAAUCCAAAAACUAAAUGAAUGACAUCAAGAUUGAGAGGAGAGGUUUUUGUAUGUGUAAUAUUGAAGGGUUUUUUUAAGCAAAAAUAGAAAUUUCUUAUGAAACUUGGCCAAUUAUUUUCCUAACAAAUUAACCCUUAGAUUUCCCAGUCAGUUUGAGUGGAGGUUCUGCAUGUCAUGACCCUUGACCUCCCCCACAGUUCAUAAUGUAGACAGAUCAGUUCUCACACAAAAUUUUGAAGGAAUGCUGACCCUUCCUGGUUGUCUAUCACCCUUUUAUUUAGCAGUCAGGAAAGCAUCUUUUGGUCUCACUGAUCUUCACGUUAGCCUGUUUCUUUCUACCAAUUGAGUUCCUUGAUUUCCAGAGACUUGCUGUUUGAGGAAAAGAUAUUCUUAAAAUGAUAGCAAAAAAAAGAAAAAAAUCUUGCCUCAGUUCUUUACUUGCCGCCAGAUUGCUCUGUUAAAUGCCUAGUGUAUUUACCAGGAGUAUUUGAGACUUAGUGAUGACUCAAAGCAAUAAUAGAGAAUGUGAAGGUUUGGGGUCUUCUCUACAGUUAUAGCUGUUAAAAUAUAAAUAAAAUUAACCACUUGUUUUGUUUUUACUGGUUGUCAUGAUACCUGGGUUGCCUUAUCACUUUGAAAUUAAAAUGACUGCUUGCUUACCUUGAAGAAAAAGGUGAAUUGACCAAUAGGUAAUUUAAUUAUAGAGACUUAGGUAUCCACCAACCUGCAAAUCUUGUGGGUUUCCCACUAAUAUAGUUAGAGUGGCUCAAAUUUCAGAUUUCAAUAAAAUCAACUGAACUUAGGAGAAUAUUAUGGCAAAAAAUUUUUUUUACUAGAACUUUCUUAUAUAACAACCACUUUCUGUUCAAAGGACCUGGGAUUAGGUCCUGACCCUCUAAUAUUCUAGUAGAGACUUUGGGCAAAUUAUUGAACCUGUAAACCUUAGGGUCUUUUUGUAUUUUUUUUUUUUUUUUUUACUAAGUGAAAAUAAUACCUAUCUCAAGUUAACAGUAAGGAUAAAAUUAGAAAGUGUAUGCGACAGGUACUUUAAAAUAUGAACGAUUGGGUAUGGUAUAGUGUGAAAAGGAAGAGAUUUGUAAUCAUACAGACUUGAGUUCCAUUCUUAGUUCAUGGGCAAGGCUCUUAAUCUCUAAGUGCUUUUAUAUUGUCAUUUCUGAAAUGGGAAAGACAUCUGCUUGGAAGACUAUUGUGAGAAUUAAAUGGUAAUACACGUACGUACAGUGUGCACGCAUGCACACACACACAUACACCUACCCCACCCCACCUCCUGUAGCACCAUAUCGCUCGCUCAUCGUGAGCACUCAUAUUGGUGCCUCAUUCUCUAGAUCAGGGUUAGAAAAUCCAUGCUGCCACCUCCUUCCAUGGUGACCAUCUCUGUCAUGGUUUAUUCACUUUAUUUUAAGUUUAGAUAUGACUUCAUUUGUUUUAGGAAAUCAGUUACCAAGCGAUUGGAAUUGGUGCUUUGUUGAUUUACGUAACAACUACUUGAGUGCCCACUGUGGCCAGGCACUGCUCUAGGCACUAGGGAAAAAGUGGUGGACAGAAUAUGA
This is a messenger RNA of Myotis brandtii (Brandt's bat), 4213 nucleotides long. RefSeq names its product EP300 interacting inhibitor of differentiation 3 (gene EID3). Gene Ontology annotation, biological process: DNA repair. The record is from RefSeq and is a predicted model, not a curated record. Lineage: Eukaryota; Metazoa; Chordata; Mammalia; Chiroptera; Vespertilionidae. Gene Ontology annotation, cellular component: Smc5-Smc6 complex; nucleus. The coding region runs from base 138 to 1307 and encodes 389 amino acids. The transcript has a single exon.